Messenger RNA from Spathaspora passalidarum NRRL Y-27907, 1513 nucleotides. RefSeq lists its product as uncharacterized. The transcript has a single exon. The coding region runs from base 15 to 1487 and encodes 490 amino acids. NCBI's taxonomy places the organism in Eukaryota, Fungi, Ascomycota, Pichiomycetes, Serinales, Debaryomycetaceae. The record is from RefSeq and is a predicted model, not a curated record. Gene Ontology annotation, cellular component: fungal-type vacuole membrane. Gene Ontology annotation, biological process: transmembrane transport. Gene Ontology annotation, molecular function: transmembrane transporter activity.
AUUGGCAUUAUAACAUGAGUGGAUCUUCUAUAACCACCAUUUCUAUCCCUGAAAGAGUUCAUGUGAUUGAACUAACUAACAAUCUCAAAGAUAAUGAUAUUUCUGUAUGCAACUAUGAAGCAAAUCCUCCCAAUCAGGACACUUCGAUGAGACGAAGACGGGGCAACACUGUGUCCUCGGAUGAAUCUCGUGCGUUAAUGUAUGGAUCCGAGGUAGACCCUAAUGCAUUCCCCGAUGGAGGACUUGAGGCAAAUUUAGUUCUUGUUGGUUCAUUCAUUGGGUUAAUUGCAGAUUUUGGGGUUGCCAAUGCACUAGGUGCGAUCGAAUCGUAUGUGUCAUACCAUCAGUUGAGCAAUAUUUCCAAGACUGAUGUUGGGUGGGUGUUUUCUUUGCAUUUGGGUGUGAUGUAUUUCGGUGGGGUGUUUUUUGGCGAGUUGUUUGAUCGGUUUGGCGCCAAAAGGCCACUUAUAGCAGGCACGUUUUUCAUGUGCCUCGGAUUGUUUUGUACUGCUGAAUCGCAUACUUUGUAUCAGUUUAUGUUGAGCUUUUCUAUAGUUACAGCAAUUGGUACUUCCAUUGCCAUGUCACCGUUAAUUGGUGCCUUGAGUCAUUGGUUUUUGAAAAAGAGAGCCAUGGCAUGCUCGAUUGCGACUAUUGGCGGAUUAGUGGGUGCCUCAUGUUUUGCAAUCAUGUUACAGAAGUUGUAUGAACUGGUGGGGUUUAGAUGGGCUAUACGUAUUCAGGCAUUUAUUUGUUUAGCAUGCAUGUCAGUAGCGAUUGUACUAGUGAGGGAAAGACGACAGAAUGUUCCCGACCAAGAGAUACCAUCUGACGUUGAGAAGCAAAACUUGUUUGAAACGGGGAAAAACUUCUUUAAACAAGCAUUGGACUUUUCUAUGGUGAAGGACUCUCGAUUUAUCUUGCUUACAUUUGGGGUUGCUUUAGCUGAAAUAGUAUCCAUGACAACGUUAACUUACUUGUCGUCAUAUGCAUUGGCCUAUCAUAUCAGUGAUACCAGGUCAUACUUGCUUUUAACUAUUGUUAAUGUGUGCGGUAUUCCCUCGAGGUUACUUUCAGGAAUAUUAGCAGACAAGUACGGCAGAUUCAACGUCAUGGUAUUCACAUCGAUGUUGACCACCAUAACGAUAUUUGCCAUAUGGUUCCCUGCCAAGGGAAACAUCUCCAUACUAUAUGCCUUUGGGAUAUUGUUUGGAAUCUCUACUUCAGCAGUGAUAUCGCUAAUUCCAGCAUGUACCGGCCAAAUAUGUUCUCUGGAUAAAUUCGGUAAAGUUUAUGGUACGUUAUAUUUCUUUCUUGGAUUCUUGACUAUAUUAGGAAUGUUUUUUGCAUCCUUGGUUAUAGGAAAAGGUGACACUUCUUCAUAUCGGAAUUUUGUAUUGUUUGAAGGAGGGUUGUCUGCAGCUAGUAUUUUCUUUUGGAUAGCUGCCAGGUAUUCCAAUGUUGGUUGGCAAUUGUGUAAGUUUUAAUGUAUGAGUUUAUGAGUAAUGCGCUA